AUGGGUACCGAAAGUUCAGUCGCUGAACAGAAGGGUUCUCUUGUUGCUUCUGGUUACAAUCGUUUUGACACGACUGGGCAUCCACAUCCAUUGAUGAAUUUAAAAGUGUUAUCGGAGCUGGAACGUCACGCUCACUCCUUGGCUGUACAAUUAGACCGGCUGCUGACCUCCACUCAAUCGAGUUUGGAUCAGAUGUCUGGCCUUACGAUGGACUGCACUUCAACUCUGAGCAAUUCUGUGGACCUGACAUGUGAUGCCGUGGACGCUAGCAUUAAGACAACCUACGCCUUGAUGGCCAAGUGUGAAGAGUUGUCCAAGGCGGUUGUCCAGGUGAAGCCGUUGGAGAAAGAAAUCGAAGCUGUCAAACGAACCUUGGAUCGAUUUGAAAGUUUACUCAAAGACCCCGGACAUUAUUGA
This is a messenger RNA of Dicrocoelium dendriticum, 417 nucleotides long. The record is from the annotation of a GenBank genome assembly. NCBI's taxonomy places the organism in Eukaryota, Metazoa, Platyhelminthes, Trematoda, Plagiorchiida, Dicrocoeliidae.